AUGACCAGCAAGCGUGCAGGUGCCAUCUUUGUCAACCACGGCGCGGGUCCGUUGCCACUGCUCCGGCCUGUCUCGGACCCGGACCACGGAUCGACGCGCCGCUUCAUGGAGGUCGACACGCCAAAGCUCUUGGGGCUCGAGGAUGCGGCGACGCGGCCCCGCGCUAUCGUCGUCGUCUCGGCGCACUGGCAAGACGACCGCAUCCAGAUCUCGUCUGGCGCGUCCCACGACCUUCUCUACGACUACUACAACUUCCCGGACGAAGCGUACAAGGUCACGUACAAGGCCCCGGGGUCGCCUGAGAUUGCGCAAAAGAUCCACGCACUCCUAGCGCAGGCCAGUAUUCCAUCCAACUUGGACCCGACGCGAGGCUGGGACCACGGCACGUUUGUGCCGAUGAAGCUCAUUCGCCCGCAAGAAGACAUCCCGAUCGUCCAAGUGAGCGUCGUCGCGGGCUGGGAUCCCGUGUUGCACUUCAAGAUCGGCCAAGUGCUCUCGGUGCUUCGGAACGAGAACAUUGCGAUCAUCGGCUCGGGCAUGUCGUUCCACCCCAACUGGGGUACGCCCGUGACGCCCGAGACGGAAGACCAUGCGCGCGCCUUUGUCCGCGAACUCACGUCUGUGGUGCUGCAGCCAUCGAUUGUAGCUCGCGGCGACGCCUUGGCCAAGUGGGAGGCGCUGCCCUUUGCGCGCGAGUGCCACCAGAAAGACGAGCACCUGAUUCCGCUUAUGGUCGUCGCGGGCGCGGGCGGUGAAGGGUCGGCACAGGCGUUUGACGUGCACAAGGGCAUGUACGAGGCGUUUGUGUGGACGACGUGAAGAAGUAAUCUUCUUGAAUGUCAACCUUGUAUAACUUUGAAACGUUCGAUUUCGUGGCAAGUUUG
Saprolegnia diclina VS20 is the source of this 884-nucleotide messenger RNA. RefSeq lists its product as hypothetical. Lineage: Eukaryota; Oomycota; Saprolegniomycetes; Saprolegniales; Saprolegniaceae. The record is from RefSeq and is a predicted model, not a curated record. Gene Ontology annotation, molecular function: ferrous iron binding; oxidoreductase activity, acting on single donors with incorporation of molecular oxygen; zinc ion binding. Bases 1 to 819 code for a protein of 272 amino acids. The transcript has 3 exons.